AAAACGAGUUUCGUGGCGAACGGUCGAUCAGCGCCAGUCGUUGCCGCAGUCGCAGUCGCAUUCCGUGGCCCUAAAGAAUUUCGACGCAGCCUCUCGCUGUAUGUGUGUGUGUGUGUGUCUGUGUGUAUGCGUAUGUGUGUUUCUCUGCGUUGCGCCUGUGCAUUGUUUAUUUACAUACAUUACAUGUUUUCCAUUUGGCGUUUUAAUUGGGCAGCGAGUGCAAUUGUGUGUACCGUGUGUAGGCAGGCAGCCGCUUAGUAAAUAUUAGUUUCUUUUUUUUUAUUUAUUUUUAUUUUUUUUUGUGCUUUCUCAAAAAUCAAAUAAAAGAAGAAAGAAAAAAACUGCACUUCUGUAUAUGUGUAUUUAGCUGCAUGUGAACUAACAGGAAACAGCGAGCAAUUAAACAAACGACGUUCACGCAGUCGCAGUCGCGGUCGCAGUCGCCGUCGCAGUUGCCGUCGCAGUCGCAGUUAGAAGCAUGGAGCCCAAGACUCGCUAAUUGAGGUCGUCGCUAGAUUUCGCAGCCCACAAAUCGGACGCCAUUUUGUAGUAUGCUUCAGAAAUAUUACGAAACAUUCUAGAGAGGGGCGUUCAAUUGAUCAACAAAUAACAAGCAAGAAGAAGAAACACCAGACAGAAGGACAAGGACGAAAAAAAAGAACAGAUACUCGCAGAUAAUUGCAGUUUACAUUCCAGCAAAAGAGGCAAGGAGAAACGAAGGGUGUGAGGGAGAGAGAGAGAGAGAAAGAGAGAGACAGAGCGAGCGUGCCACGCCCUAAACAUGAGCAGCAUGAAGGGCGGCUUCUCCACACUAAAUCGUUGGUUUGGCCGCAAAAAGGAUAAAUCUGGCGUUGGCAGUGCCGCAUCCAAUGGCAAACUAUCGAAGUCAACAACACAGCUGCAUCAUCUGUCCACGGACACGAACAUGCACAUCAAUGAGGCUAGUCAGCUGGAUUAUAAUCGGAUAACCCCCCUGCCCGUUGCCACCAGCAAUGCCCCCUUCGAGCAGACCUUUCGCAUCACCGUCCUCCUGCCCAAGGAUCAGCUCUAUGUGGCACGAUUGGGCGCCCGUGUGCCGCUCAGCAAGCUGUUAUCCUUGGUCUGUGACAACAAACAAUUGGAUGCCGAUAAAUAUGAGUUCCGAAAUCCAGUGGAUGCUAGUCAGGUGUACAGCUGCGAGUCGACAAUUGGAGCAGUGGGUCUAUCGGAGAUUCGUUUGUGCCACAAGUCCGAGUCCUACGACAGCUUCAAUGCGGACUCGAUGCUCAAAUUUCAGCGCACGGUCGCUGCACGGGAUUCGUUGAGCAGCAGCUCGGACUUUAGCAGCAGUCGACACUCGCAGUCCAAGUUGACGGCCAAAACACCGAGUCCAUAUAGUUCAAGUAAUUCGCUAAACUCGAUGGAUUCCACGGGCAUGAAUUAUACGAGGACGCCGGUGGUGCCACCAAAGGCGCUUGCACCGCCGCCCCGUAAGAAGCGUGUGGCGCCACGUCCACCCAGUCAGCUGAUGAUACCGGAGCAAUCGGUGGCGCAGUUUACCACAGAGCGGGACAGGGACAGGAACAGAGAGAGGGAGAGGGAAAGAGAGAGAAGCACAGAGCCCGCUUAUGCGGUAAUUGUAAAGCGUCCACAAUUAUGCAUGUCCACGCCCAAUUUGGCCAGCACACCCGAGUUGGAAACGGAACUGGUGAACGAGCUAGAUUGCAAUGGGAACAGUGCCAAGACGCUGGAUGGUGGACACUAUGCGACGCUGGAGAUCAAAACCAAUGGAGGAUUGCCGGAGCCAACGCCACGCAAGCGUUUGAUACAGCUGAAGAAGAAGACGGCGCCGGCACCACCGCCAACAGAUGCAAUGUCAGCUAUGUCGGCGGACAGCAUCUCGCUGGCCUCCACAACGGCGUCCAUCACUGAAAUGGCACCACAGCCGGCGCCAAGGAUAACGACGCCCAAUCCCGCUCCGGUUACACCAUCAGCUCCCACUCCUACCCCGAGCCCUACCCCCAAUCCCAGCACUAAUCCUGAGGAGCAGCUGCCACCGCCGCUGCCAAUGAGUGCAGCGCCACAGUUGUCGACAAAUCAAAAUGUCUCCAAGGUGCUUUUAAACCGCACGCCAACUCCAGAGCCGCGUUCCUUGAGCAGCGCCAACGAGGAGGAGGAAGAGGAGAUGGAGGAGGGAGAGGGGGAGGGUGAGGAGGAUAACAAUGAUGCCGCCUCCAAGCAGGCAGAUUCUGGCAUUGGUGAGCCUGUGGUCACACCCCUGAACUCCACAUCGCCAUCUCCCGAACCGGAGCCACAACCCGAACGGGAGAAGGCAUCAGGAUUGCAGUUAAAGUCACAGCUGGAGUCCAGCUCGGAGGAUGAGGAGGCCAUCAAGGUGUACAAUUUCAAGACCAGCUGCGAGACAUCGCUGAAGACAGCGCAGGAACAGCAGCUGACCAAAGUCACAACUCUGGCGGAGCUCAAAGUGCUGACAAAGUCGGUAGGGGAGGGGGAGGAAGAGGGUGGUGCAACAGAGGAUGAAGCAACGUCGGAGCAACCGACACCGAACAGUGCCAGCGAAUUGACAUCGCUGUCAUCCUGGAACUAUGCUGUACCCAUUUCACCGCCACCAGAUUUUUCCGAUACACGCUCGAAAGAUCGAGGAAAUAAUGUGGCCAGUUCGCCGCUGGACGAGAUCGUGGAUGAGCUGUCGUCGAUCAUCAAUCAACAGCGUCUGGACACGUUGAUUCGACAGGCGCCGGAGCAGUCACAAAUUGAAGCCGCCAAACCGAAUCGAUUGGCCAACUUUAGUAUUGCCUCCAUUUCCAACGGAUGCACUACAAGAUCUGGCAACUCCAGCAGCUCCAGCAGCAGCACAGCGACAACUCCAACGACUCCGAAGACCAUCAUGCGAGCGGAUUCCUUCCAGGCGGUGGGACAAUCGGGUUUGGGAUUACGUUUGCGCAGCUCCUCGCAGCUGUCGUUGAACAAGCUUGAGAUUGGGAAUGCUAGUGGAGGUCUGCAUCCGAGACGCUCCUCCAGCGAGCUAAGCAUUGCGGAGUCACCAUCGCUGCAGAGCUUGGAGCUGAUCAAGACCAUAUUGAGCAACUCGAGGAAGAACAGCCUGGCCGAUAGUCCGGAUAGUCCACAAUCAGGUCAACUACAAGUCCAGCUUGAGACAUUUGUGAAACCAAAGAAGAGCCCAUCCACAUCCACACGCUCACUUUCAAAUGGCGCCGCAUCGCCUGUGUCCAUUACUCCAACUUCUGCUGUCGCCCCAGCGUCAUCUUUCGUUCCCGCUCCUGCUUCUGCUCCUGCUCCAUCUUUCGCUUCGCCUUCGCUUUCUGCUCCUGUUGCAUCCGUCAGAGCCAGUCCAGUGGAGGAUAUUUUAGCAGAGCAACCGGCGCAGUCAGUUUCUAGUGCAUCCACAGCGACUCUCUCAUCCAUAACAUUGUUGUCCCCCUCUCCUGCUAGUCCUGCUUCCUUCGUAGAGGCAGAGAGUCAAGUGGCGAUAUCUCCUGUUACUUCUCCAGCUCUUUCACCCUCCCCGAUUACCUCUUCCGCUGCUUCCUCUCCAGCUUCAGCUUCUGCUCCUUCUCUCUCCCCUGCUCCUGCUUCAACUUCAACGCCUGCUCCGGCUCCGGCUCCUGCUCCUGUUCCCGCAGCCAAGCCGCUGCCCCCGACCUACCGCUACUCCGGUCCGCCCAGCAUCAAUUUCGCCACAUGGAGCGAACGUCCCAAAUCACAGGUGGCCAUUAAAAAUGAAGGAGAUUACAUAUAUGGAGGUGCAACAACAGCAGCAGCAACAGCUGCACCACCUGCAGCACCACCAAAGCCCGUUGCAGCGCCUGCAAAGCUGACCAUUGAGGUGGCUUCGCCCAUCUUGCGCAUGGGAAUUCCACGCAAGGAAUAUCAUGUGCCCAUUACGGUGAAGCCGCUGAGGGAUGCGAAUGAGGAGCUGGAGAGGGAGCAGCAGAAGCAGCGGGAGAUGCAGGCGAAUCCAGCACAGAAGCCGGAGCUGCCUUCGAGGGAACCAAUGAAGGAGUCACAGAGGGAAAUCUUGCGGGAACCACUGAGGAAAACUGUGAUGGAAUCACAGAGGGAAAUCUUGCGGGAACCACAGAGGGAUCUCGUCAAGCCCUCAACUCUGCCACGUCCAGCGAAGAGCAAUCGCUUCACGUUGCCCGCACAAGCACACAGCACAAUCACAUCACCGACAUCCUCAACCACGACAACGACAACGAUGUUGAAUGCCACGUCGACCAAUUCGUUGCCACGCCCCCUGUCCACGCUGGAGAGGAAGUCGUUGCAAGCGGAGCCUGUGGCGGCGCCAUUUGGACAGAACACGUUGCGUCGCACUGGCUUCAAGGAGCGCAUGCUGGCCAAGGAGCAAGAGGAGAAGGAGCAGGCGUUGCGUGUGCGCGUCUCUGUGAACGGCAUGGCCACGCCCAUGCCCACACCGACACCCACGCCCACAGUCACAGCAGCAGCAACAACAACACCAACAGCAGCAGCAGUAGAGUCAAAGGCAACGAUCAUCAGGAGCAGCAAGCUAGAACUUAAGUUGCAACAACAGCAGCCAGAAGUGGCAACGCCAGUGGCAGCGCCAGUGGCAACUCCCAUGCUGCAAGUGAAACUGCGACCGACCAGCCAAAUGCCAGUUGCAACAUCCUCGCCGCCCCCUCCACCGCCAGCGGCACCACCAGCCCCCGCCAAGGCGAAACCCAUGCGAAAUGUGGGCGUGGCAGCGCCAGAUCCGCGCACGCAGCUCUUGGAUGCGAUACGCAACUUCAAGCGGGAAGAGCUCAAUAGGGCCUAGAAGCAAACUUGCAAGAAAAAGCUGCAAAUAUUGGAAACGAAAUGCACAAAGCGAAUGCGCAAAUUUUUUUGUCAAAUUUUUAUUUUCUUAUCAAUUUUUCCAUUUUUUUUUUCUUGUUUUUUAAUUUUGUUGUAUCUAUUGUAAAUAAUUAACAAGUGUUGUUAUACAUGAAAUAUUAGUAACAAUUUGCUGCUUGGCGCGCUUAAACAAUUUAAACAUAUAUAAAUAUAUAUACAUAAAUAUUUUUUUUAACUAUUAUUAACUUCUUGUUAUGAACUAUGUUUUUUUUUUUUACUGAAAGGAAAAAACUUUGUUUUAGUCGUAAGGUCACUAGAACCCAAAAGAAAAGUAAAAAGAAAUGAAUAACCCACAAACAAAGCGAGAAAAAUGAAGAGCGAAAAAGCAAAAGCAAUUAUCUACAAUACGUCAUAUGCUAUCAUCAUAUUUUCUAUUUUAUAGUGAAUUAUAGUAACCAAUUUUCUAACCAAUGGGACUGGUCUACUUAGUCGUGUCAAAGCAAAAAAAAAAAGAAAGAAAAACUAAUUCUAUGUUAAAUAAAGCAAACAAAAAAACAAGUAAUCAACUAAUAGCACAAAAUGCAAAUCGAGCGAUAAGCGAACGAAUAGAAGGCGUUAUUUACAUAUGUAUAGCGCUAAUAAAUUAAUAUAAAUAAUUACACACAUACACAUACAUAUAUUGUGCGCUGUAAUUAGUUGCAUAUUGUAUUGAUAAAUUAAUAAAUAAAAUGAUUUAAAAAACCUGAAAAA
Messenger RNA from Drosophila innubila, 5565 nucleotides. RefSeq names its product mucin-17. Bases 782 to 4798 code for a protein of 1338 amino acids. The record is from RefSeq and is a predicted model, not a curated record. Lineage: Eukaryota; Metazoa; Arthropoda; Insecta; Diptera; Drosophilidae. The transcript is spliced from 4 exons.